Glycine soja is the source of this 988-nucleotide messenger RNA. Its product is annotated as psbP-like protein 1, chloroplastic. Gene Ontology annotation, molecular function: calcium ion binding. Bases 57 to 803 code for a protein of 248 amino acids. Lineage: Eukaryota; Viridiplantae; Streptophyta; Magnoliopsida; Fabales; Fabaceae. Gene Ontology annotation, biological process: photosynthesis. Gene Ontology annotation, cellular component: extrinsic component of membrane; photosystem II; photosystem II oxygen evolving complex. The record is from RefSeq and is a predicted model, not a curated record. The transcript has 7 exons.
UAGAUUGUGAUGUGGAUAAGUGAAACUUCCAAAAAGCGAGUCCUCAACCACAUAACAUGUCGUUACUUUGUUCUUUGCAUUCUCACUCUCACACAACAACAAUGAUGUCCCUGCUGCAGAAUUCCCCAACGCUUCACAACUCCUCUUUCCCUCAGAAGCAUGUCACUCGUUCAUCUAGAAGAGAUGCUAUUUCCUUCAUUGUCAAAGCAGUCCAAGAACCCUCUGCUUCUUUAACUUCUCAAGAUAGACAAAGAAGGCGCCAAGUGAUUGCCGUUGGAACCACUGCCCCAUUAGUUUUUUUGUUCAACCAACACUCGAACUCUUUUGCUGCAGAAAAUAAGAAAGGAUUUUUGCCGGUUUUGGACAAGAAAGAUGGAUAUUCAUUUCUCUACCCUUUUGGUUGGCAGGAAGUAGUAAUUGAAGGUCAAGAUAAGGUGUUCAAAGAUGUCAUUGAACCACUGGAGAAUGUCAGUGUAAAUGUGAUACCAACUGGCAAACAGGAUAUUACAGAAUUUGGGUCCCCUCAAGAGGUUGCCGAAACUCUAAUAAAAAAGGUUUUGGCCCCUCCAAACCAGAAAACCAAGAUAGUAGAAGCAAAAGAGCUAGAUGUUGAAGGAAAAAAAUACUAUCAAUUUGAGUUCAUUGCUCAGGCUCCGAACUAUACUCGUCAUGCUCUCAGCACAGUCUCCAUUGGCAAUGGUAAGUUUUACACCUUGACGACAGGAGCAAACGAAAGAAGAUGGGUGAAGAUGAAAGACAGGCUGCAGACGGUCAUAGAAUCCUUCAAAAUUUUCGACGUUUGAUAAUGAUCAUUACUAUUACCACCAUAUUAGAGAUAUUAAACUCUUCAGCGAGAAUGUUCAUUUGAAUUUUGAGCUUUAUAGUAUCAAGUUUUAUCUGUUUUUUUAUUAUAACUUUCCAAAUAUAUGUACAAUAAAUGAGUAAAUGUAUUGUAUAAAAAAGAAGGGGGGGAUUUCUUUUUUUUUUU